This is a messenger RNA of Cydia splendana, 2790 nucleotides long. Its product is annotated as sodium/hydrogen exchanger 9B1-like. NCBI's taxonomy places the organism in Eukaryota, Metazoa, Arthropoda, Insecta, Lepidoptera, Tortricidae. Gene Ontology annotation, molecular function: nucleic acid binding. The coding region runs from base 1 to 2745 and encodes 914 amino acids. The record is from RefSeq and is a predicted model, not a curated record. The transcript is spliced from 10 exons.
AUGAUUCGUGCUUGGAUGAUAGAUAACAAAUCUACUAAUUGGUCCAUUGGGUGCUAUUUCGUUCAAUUCCAGAAAAAUUCAUCAUACCAUUCAACAAUUGCUCGAACUCCGUAUAAAGCCUUGUUUGGUGCGGAUCCAAAACUCGGGCUCUCGUCCACCUACUUAUCUAAAAAUGUAAUAUCAAAAUUAGAAACAGAAGAAGAUAUAGAAAUUUUAUUUGAAGAGAUUAACAACAACAAAGAACAAAAUUCAGAAAAAGAUCAAGAGGAGGAAGAACAGGAAAAAGUAAAUAGAAUACAUAUUUUAGAAAUAGACACUCAGAAGAUUGAACAACAAGAGACAGUAACAAGGGGGCAUGAAGUGACUAUCUUAGAACAAAUUAGCAUUGGAAAAAAUCCUGAACUACUUCCAGCUUUACAUGAGAGUGUGCCUGUAGUUGCAGAUGUUAUUAUUCAUAAACCAGACAAUGAACAGGAAAAAGUAGAUAGAAUACAUAUUUCAGAAAUUGACACUCAGAUGAUUGAACAACAAGAAACAGCUACAAUGGGACAUGAAGUGAUUAUCUUAGAAGAAAUUAGCAUUGGAAAAAGUCCUGAAAUACUUCCUGCUUUAUAUGAGAGUGUGCCUGUAGUUGCAGAUGCUAUUAUUCAUAAACCAGACAAUAAACAGGAAAAAGUAAAUAGAAUACAUAUUUCAGAAAUAGACACUCAGAAGAUUGAACAACAAGAAACAGUAACAAGGGGGCAUGAAGUGAUUAUCUUAAAACAAAUUAGCAUUGGAAAAAAUCCUGAAUUACUUCCUGCUUUACAUGAGAGUGUUCCUGUAGUUGCAGAUCAUAAACCAGACAAUGAGCAGGAAAAUAUAUGUUUAGAUGUAAAUGAACAAAGUAUUGUGCAAGAAAGAACACAAUCGCAUAUACAUUUAAAAAGAGCGGCAGAUAAAAUGCUAGCCACAUCGUCUAAGAAAUUUAAAGAUAUCAGUAUUGGUUCGACUGUAUUGGUUGAGGUUCCAAAAGUUGACAGGGGACCGUUGGACCGUAAAAAUCUGAUUGGAAGAGUUUUAAACAAGAAGAACGAGUUAUAUCAAGUUGGCACUGCGUUUGGCAUAAUCAAAGACUGGGUGCCUCGAAAUGCUGUUCUUUUCUCUCCAAAUGCUGAACUACUCAGUAAGAUUCCAGAGUGUGGGUACAAUGACGCGCUCAGAUUUGAUUAUAACUUAAUUACUCCAGAUAAGGAGACAGCAGCAGUCAUCGAUAACGGUAUCUACACAGUAUACCUGAAUGAGGAAGUUAAAACUGUGCCGCAAUUUCCACCAAUUAUAAAUUCAGACAAAAUAAAUAAAAUUGACAGUGUCGAAACUGUGGAAACCAAAACAAAUACUGACCAGCCAACAACAGCAUCAUUAUGUAUUCAAUUAUUUACUUUAAUAAUACUUGGUUUGAUGGCAUGGGGUCUGGCCUGGAGCCAGUGGGGCGACGGCUGGGGGUGGGGCGGGAAGUGGUUCCGUAUUGGCCUCGUGGCAGCGGUAGCCUGGGGCAGUGGGCAAGCCCUUCAAGCCCUUACAACUAUGCCUGGGAUGUUGGCUGCCCUGUUCACUGGUAUCCUUGCUCAAAAUAUCGGUUUCCUUGACAUGCGCGACUACAUUGAAAUAGAUGGAUUUUUAAGGAAAAUAUACCCAGUAGUGGUUCUUGGGAAAGGUUCACUGGGAUGGAAUGUGGACUACAUGAAGAGCAACUGGCAACGGGUGGCGACGCUCGGCGGCGUUCCGUGGCUCGUGGAGGUGGUGGCGGUGGCGACGUGUUCGCACUUCCUGCUAAACUUCCCGUGGAUUUGGGGCUUCCUACUUGGUUCAGUAUACUGUUCGUUGUCGUGGGCGGUGGUGAUGCCCGGCGUGGCGAGACUAAACGCCGCCAGCGGCUCCGCUCGCAACUGGGCGCAGCUGGUGUGCACCGCGGGCGGCACCGACACCGCGCUUAGCGUCGGCGUCUACGGACUCAUCUUCAGCUUCAUAUUCACGGGAGAAAACGACUUGUAUAAAUAUAUCAAGGCUGGGUCGACCCUGUUCGUGGGCGUGAUACUGGGAGUAGCGUGGGGCAUCCUGGCAGGGCUAGCACCACACUCGCGCGACUAUUACGUCGUGGAGCUCCGGGUCCUCUUUGUGCUGGUCGGGGGACUCUUCGCCAACUUUAUCCUCGUGCGCUUAGGAUGGGCUGGAACUGCUGGAGUCGCUGUGUUGGCCUGCAACGCAACGGCCGCCAUGUUCUGGGCGCGAGACGGGUGGAAACUCAACAACAACCCCGCGUCUACAGCCUACCGGGUGUUUUGGGCUGCCUGUGAGCCAACUGUGUUUGCUUACACGGGCACUUUCUUUGUGAUUGACAAUGAUCUGUGGGAUGUUAUGUUAAUUGGGUUAGCAAUUCUACUUAUCUGUUUGAUUGUGAGACUAACGACGGCAGCGCUCGUCUGCUGGGACAUGACCCUCAAGGAAAGACUCUUCCUUUGCUGCACCUGGGUACCCAAAUCCAUAGUCGAGGCUGUAUUGGCGCCAACGGCUCUAACGGCGGUCAUCUCCCGGGGGCCCCACCAGGAUUACGACAAUGAUUUGGCGUGCGCAGUCAACAUACUGCGACUCCUGGUUCAAGCCAUAAUCAUCACCACCCCCAUAGGAUAUCUACUUACAAAUCAUUUAGGACCAAAAUUACUUAAAGUACCUAAGAAAUCCUGUGACGAUAAAAAUCUAGCAUAAUCCUAAAAACUAUCUACUCUUUAUACCUAAGCCAGACCUAAGCUA